Molecule: messenger RNA, 3822 nt
Organism: Saccharomyces kudriavzevii IFO 1802
Lineage: Eukaryota; Fungi; Ascomycota; Saccharomycetes; Saccharomycetales; Saccharomycetaceae
Gene: SEC31
Product: Sec31p
Exons: 1
Coding region: 1-3822 (1273 amino acids)
Biological process (GO): endoplasmic reticulum to Golgi vesicle-mediated transport; COPII-coated vesicle cargo loading; intracellular protein transport
Cellular component (GO): endoplasmic reticulum exit site; COPII vesicle coat
Molecular function (GO): protein binding; structural molecule activity
Source: RefSeq, a predicted model, not a curated record
AUGGUCAAACUUGCUGAGUUUUCUCGAACGGCCACGUUCACGUGGUCACAUGAUAAAAUCCCAUUGUUGGUUUCUGGUACUGUGUCCGGUACGGUGGAUGCUAAUUUCUCCACUGAUUCGUCGCUAGAGUUGUGGUCUCUGCUGGCCACUGAUUCGGAGAAGCCGUUGGCUUCUUUGCAGGUGGAUUCUAAAUUCAAUGAUUUGGAUUGGUCUCAUAACAACGAGAUCAUUGCCGGUGCUCUGGAUAAUGGUACUUUGGAGCUGUACUCCACUAAUGAAGCAAACGACACCAUCAGUUCCACGGCCAAAUUCGGCAGCCAUUCCUCCUCAGUGAAGACGGUAAAGUUCAACGCAAGGCAAGACAACGUUCUAGCCUCUGGUGGCAAUAAUGGUGAGAUUUUCAUCUGGGACAUGAAUAAAUGCACCGAAUCGCCCUCUACCUACACUCCGUUGACUCCAGGCCAGUCGAUGUCGUCCGUUGACGAGGUCAAUUCCCUGGCAUGGAACCAAUCUUUGGCCCAUGUCUUUGCAUCUGCCGGAUCGUCCAAUUUCGCAUCUAUUUGGGACUUGAAGGCUAAGAAGGAGGUUAUUCACCUGAGUUACACCUCACCCAGCUCAGGCAUCAAGCAACAACUGUCCGUUGUCGAAUGGCACCCAAAGAACUCUACAAGAGUGGCAACCGCUACUGGCAGUGAUAACGAUCCGUCCAUCCUAGUCUGGGAUUUGAGAAACGCAAACACGCCCAUGCAGACUUUGAAUCAAGGUCAUCAAAAGGGCAUCCUGUCUUUGGAUUGGUGCGAUCAAGACGAAAACUUGUUGUUGUCCAGUGGUAGAGAUAAUACCGUUCUGUUAUGGAACCCUGAAUCGGCCGAACAACUAUCUCAAUUUCCAGCUCGUGGCAAUUGGUGUUUCAAGACCAAGUUUGCCCCAGAGGCUCCAGACCUAUUCGCCUGUGCCUCUUUCGAUAAUAGGAUUGAAGUACAAACUUUGCAAAAUCUAACGAAUACCCUGGACGAACAAGAGUCUGAAACGAAGCAACAAGAAUCUGAAACUGAUUUCUGGAAUAACGUCUCCCGCGAGGAAUCAAAGGAGAAACCAAUUGUUUUUCACUUACAAGCUCCAUGUUGGUACGGCAAACCAUCUCCAGCAGCCCAUUGGGCCUUUGGCGGCAAAUUGGUUCAGAUUACUCCCGACGGCAAAGGUGUCUCCAUCACAAAUCCAAAAGUUGCGGGUUUAGAAUCAAACACUACCUUAAGUGAAGCGUUAAAAACUAAGGAUUUCAAACCGUUAAUAAAUCAAAGAUUGGUCAAAGUCAUUGAUAACGUUAACGAGGAAGAUUGGAACCUACUGGAAAAGCUAUCCAUGGACGGUACUGACGAGUUUUUGAAAGAGGCCCUUGCAUUCGACAACGAUGAAUCUGAUGCGCAAGAUGAUGCCGAUGACGAGAAGAAGGACGAUGGAGAAGAGUUCUUCCAACAAAUUGAAACCAAUUUUCAACCCGAGGGUAGCUUUACUUUGGCUGAUAGCAUUGAACAAACCAUCUCCAAGAACUUGGUUUCCGGUAACAUCAAGAGUGCUGUGAAAAAUUCUCUGGAGAACGAUUUAUUAAUGGAGGCUAUGAUCAUUGCAUUGGACUCCGAUAACGAAAGACUCAAGGAAAGUGUCAAGAAUGCCUACUUCACGAAGUACGGGUCCAAAUCAUCUUUAUCAAGAAUACUAUACUCCGUUUCCAAGAAGGAAGUGGACGAUUUGGUUGAACAUUUGGAUGUCUCCCAAUGGAAGUUUAUCUGCAAGGCCAUUCAAAACUUGUAUCCAAAUGAUAUCGCAGAGAAAAAAGAAAUGCUGAUUAGGUUAGGUGACAGGUUAAAGAAAAAUGGUCAUAGACAAGAUUCUUUAACGCUAUACUUGGCCGCUGGGUCAUUGGAUAAAGUGGCCUCGAUUUGGUUGGCAGAGUUCUCAGAUUUGGAAGAUAAAUUGAAAAAGGAUAAUAAGACAAUUUAUGAGGCUCAUUCUGAAUGUUUAACUGAGUUCAUUGAGAAAUUUACCGUUUUUUCCAAUUACAUUGAUGGCAACUCCAUCAUAACUAGUGAACACCUGAUUUCUAAAUUCCUGGAAUUCAUUAAUUUAACUACUUCCACAGGAAACUUUGAAUUGGCCACCGAAUUCUUAAACACUUUACCAAGCGAUAACGAAGAAGUUAAAACAGAAAAAGCACGUGUCCUGAUUGCUUCCGGUAAAUCAUUGUCCCCAGAAAAUGCAGCAACGACAACGGCAACAAGAAAGGCCAAGUAUUCAAAUGCCAAGAUCAAUAAGAACGUUCCAGCACUUCCAACCCCUGGAAUGCCCUCCACCACGUCCCUCCCUAGUAUGCAAGUGCCAUUCUACGGUAUGACUCCAGGUGCUGCUUCAGGUGCUUUACCUCCAAAGCCAUACGCUCCAACCGCCGCUGCUGGUGCUCUCGCUUAUCCAGACGGUAAAUAUGCCCCACCACAUCAACCUUCGAUGACGCCACCUUUUGCCAACAAAACAAAUAGCUCUACCAGAUUAAACUCAUUUGCUCCUCCACCCAAUCCAUACGCCACCGCAGCAGCACCACUAACUACAUCUGCUACUUUAAUUCCACAAAACGCCUUUGCUCCAAUCCAACCCGGUAUGCCUAUUAUGAACGAUUAUAACGCACAAUCUAGUUCUAUUCCUUCGCAACUACCAAUGAGUGCUGUUUCGGGACAAACACCACAUCUUAACCGUAAGGCUAAUGACGGUUGGAAUGAUUUGCCUUUGAAAGUCAAGGAAAAACCAUCUCGUGCCAAAGCUGUGUCAGUUGCGCCUCCAAAUAUCCUUUCAACGCCGACGCCAUUAAACGGUAUUCCCGCACAUGCAGUUGGUAACAUGCCUCCGCCACCACUUUCAAGAGCUCCAUCCGCUGCGUCAAUGGUAUCUCCACCUCCUCCACACAAGACUUCUAGAGUUCCAUCAUUGGUUGCGACAUCUGAGUCACCAAGGGCAUCUUUUUCAAAUCCAUAUGCUCCUUCUCAACCAGCACAACAACCAUCAGUAGGAACUCCCUCUGUAACAAGCCAGGCUUCGAAUCCUAUUCAACCACCAUCGUCUAAUCCAUAUGCUCCUCCACUACAGCCAAGAAUAGCAACACCAUUGGCCGGGGCUGUACCUCCAACUUCUUUACCAAAAGCCUCUAAUCCAUAUGCACCAACUGCAGCGGCUCAACUGAACGGAUCAUCAUACCCUCAAACUAAUGCAUAUCCGAAUAACCAUACUGUGACCUCUCCUCCUCCUAUUCCUAAUAAGGGACCAGCUGGCCCACCUCCUAUUAGUAUGAAGAAGAGAGGCAACAAAUUAGCUAGUAUAGAUCAGAAGCCACCUCAAGCCGGUACUUAUCCUUCGGCACUUUCAAGUUCGGCCUCUCCACUUCAAGCUUCUCAACCGCCAACAUUGGCUUCCCAAGCCAAUACCUCCACUGAGAAUGUCAGUCAUGAAAUUCCACCUGAUCAGCAACCUAUUGUUGACUUCUUAAAAGAAGAACUGGCUCGUGUGGCACCUUUGACACCGAAGGAGUAUUCGAAACAGCUAAAGGACUGUGAUAAAAGGUUGAAGAUUCUUUUUUACCACUUGGAGAAGCAAGAUUUGUUAACUCAACCAACAAUCGAUUGUCUACAUGACUUGGUUGCAUUAAUGAAAGAAAAGAAAUACAAAGAAGCCAUGGCUAUCCAUGCAGAUAUCGCAACGAUCCAUGCCCAAGAAGGCGGUAACUGGCUAACAGGUGUGAAGAGAUUAAUCGGCAUAGCUGAAGCAACUUUAAAUUAG